Xenopus tropicalis (tropical clawed frog) is the source of this 2940-nucleotide messenger RNA. It is a transcript of the gene slc28a1, whose product is annotated as solute carrier family 28 member 1. Lineage: Eukaryota; Metazoa; Chordata; Amphibia; Anura; Pipidae. The transcript has 18 exons. The record is from RefSeq and is a predicted model, not a curated record. Gene Ontology annotation, cellular component: membrane; plasma membrane. The coding region runs from base 390 to 2333 and encodes 647 amino acids. Gene Ontology annotation, biological process: nucleoside transmembrane transport. Gene Ontology annotation, molecular function: nucleoside transmembrane transporter activity.
UAAAUCUAUAAGUAGUUAAAGCAUUACUUAUUACGUUUUUCAGGCAAGGAGCUUAAUAAACACAUGACAUUUCAGAUGAAAUAAAACAAGAUGUCAGGAAUAAGACGUGCAGGAUUUUCUUUAAUUUUCUUUGAAAAGCAAAUGCUUUACAAUGAGUCUAUUUGUUUAAAAUAAUUAAUUUCAUUUACAGGGAAAUGUGAGUCUCAAGUAGUAUUUCCUUGACACAGCUGACACAGCUUUGGACUUUGUUGCUGUUUGAUAACAUGUUCUGUGCUCCCUACAUUAUUCACUAACAUCACCAGCAUUUGGUCAGAAACCAGCAAGUACAGCUUUUUCAUAGGAGAGAGGGUUGAUGUCAGCAAAAGAGCAAUUGAACAAGUGCAACCACUAUGGAAAUGAAUAAAGUUGGAGUUUCAAAUCAUGCAUUUUCUGAGGAUGAAACUGCAUCAAAUGACGAUUAUUCAGUAGUAAUUGAAGCACCCCCAGAAAACCCAAAAACAGAUGUUUGGAGUAAAGUGUCCAAACCAUUUGAUGCAUCUGAAAAAUUUAUCAAAAAACACAGAAACAUUCUGAAGUAUAUUGUUAUUGGGAUACUCUGUGCAGGCUUUGCUGCAUACUUUAUAGCAGCAUGUGUUCUGAAUUUCAACCGUGCUGUGGCAUUGGUGGUGAUAACAUGUGUGGUGCUUUUCUUCCUUGGUUACGAUCUGGUAAAGAAAUUGUAUGGGAAACAUAUAAUGCGGUUUUUGAGACCUGUCGGAAGUUGCCUGAAAAAGAAUAAGAAAUGGUUGAAGUGGGUAUUCUGCAUAUUGGUUUUAGCUGGUCUUAUUGCUUGGCUGGUCAUAGACACUUCCAAAAGGCCAGAACAGCUUAUUUCAUUUGGAGGAGUCUGUAUGUUCAUCCUCAUCCUCUUUGUCUUAUCUAAGCAUCACCGUGCGGUAUCUUGGAGAGCAGUGUUCUGGGGGCUUGGACUUGAGUUUGUCCUAGGAAUUUUCAUCAUCCGUACUGAACCUGGAUAUCAGGCCUUUAAGUUUGUUGGUGAACAAAUUCAGAUUUUCCUGAAUUAUACAACUGCUGGCUCAGGAUUUGUGUUUGGAACUGCACUUAUACAGGAUGUGUUUGCUUUUCAGGCUCUUCCUAUUGUGGUCUUCUUCAGCUGUGUGAUGUCUGUACUGUACUAUGUUGGCCUCAUGCAGUAUGUUAUCCUUAAGAUAUCGUGGCUCAUGCAGAUUACUAUGGGGACCACUGCUACAGAAUCGUUAAGUGUAGCUGGCAACAUUUUUGUUGGACAGACAGAAGCUCCACUGUUAAUCCGCCCUUAUUUACCAGACAUGACCAAAUCAGAAAUCCAUGCUGUGAUGACUGGGGGAUUUGGUACCAUUGCAGGCAGUGUACUGGGUGCCUAUAUUUCUUUUGGGAUUGAUGCAUCUUCACUAAUUGCUGCCUCUGUCAUGGCUGCUCCCUGUGCCCUUGCACUUUCUAAGCUGGUUUAUCCUGAGACUGAAGAAUCGAAAUUCAAAAAUGAAGAAGGUGUAAUAAUAGAGAAAGGAGAAGAGCGAAAUGUGCUUGAAGCAGCCAGUAAUGGAGCUUCUGCAUCAGUUGGUUUAGUAGCCAACAUUGCUGCCAAUUUGAUUGCAUUCAUGGCUCUACUUGAGUUUAUUAAUGCAGCGUUCUCAUGGCUGGGAGGAAUGGUGAACUACCCAAAGCUAACACUCCAGCUAAUCCUGUCCUACAUAUUUAUGCCAAUUGCCUUCAUGAUGGGAGUAAGAUGGGAUGAGGCUGACAAGGUGGGCGAGAUGUUGGGGACCAAGAUCAUUUUGAAUGAGUUUGUGGCCUACAGGCAGUUAGCAGAAUACAAGAAUUUGCGUUUAUCAGGAACUGAGGAAUGGAUAGAUGGACAGAGGCAAUGGAUAUCGGAACGGGCAGAGGUUAUCACCACAUAUGCUCUUUGUGGAUUUGCCAAUUUUAGUUCUAUUGGAAUUAUGCUAGGAGGGUUGUCUUCUAUGGCGACUGAGCGCAAGGGUGACCUUGCCAAGGUGGUUCUUCGAGCCCUGUUAACUGGAGCCUGUGUAUCAUUUGUCAAUGCAUGUGUAGCAGGAAUUUUAUUUAGCCCUCGAGUGAUUGAAAACUGCAAAGAUUUAUUGACCAGUGGAAAUUUCAUUAAUGAGACAAGCUACACUUUUUAUUUUUGCUGUAAUAAUCUUUAUCAGAGCACUCAAAUAGAUAAUGGAACGCUAUCAUUCGUUGAUGGAUGGGAAAACUUGCCUAAUGCUAUCUUGGGUGCCGAAAAUUGCUGCAUGUUUUAUAAUAACUCUGUGUGCGAUGCCUGGAUAUAAAGUUUUAUGAUCAAGUAUGGAACAAUCAGAUGAGCAUGCAAGAGGACUGCACUAAAGAAUACAGUUCAUUUUUGCAUUAUCAUUCUGCUUUUCUGUCUGCCACAUGGAUUUCAUUAACUGAUUAGAGAAGAACUUGUUUUUACCUAUUACCUACCUCUUUCUGGAGAAAGCUUGUGUUGUGUAUAUGGAUGCUCCUACCCGAACUUGGAAAAAUUGACCCAGUUUACUUCAUGUUAUGCAGAACGAUUCCCCUGCUGAUAUCUCAGUGUUUCAUGCGGCCGAGAAUGUGAAGAGCCAGAGUUAUUGUGAGGUUUCAUGCUAAUACAUGAAGGCAUCUUUAAAUGGACAAAUACAGCUGUUUACAGCAAAGACAGCAAACAUACAUUGUUGUGUACAGGUAUUGGGCCUGUAAUCCAGAAUUCUCAGGACCUGGGGUUUUCCGGAUAAGGGAUCUUUCCAUAAUUUGCAUCUCCAUACCUUAAGUCUGCUAAAAAAUAAUUUAAAUACAUUAAAUAAACCCAGUAGGCUUGUUUUGCCUCCAGUAAGGAUUAAUUAUAUCUUAGUUGGAUCAAGUACAAGGUUCUGUUUUAUUAUUACUGAGAAAAAG